Molecule: messenger RNA, 4318 nt
Organism: Hyla sarda
Lineage: Eukaryota; Metazoa; Chordata; Amphibia; Anura; Hylidae
Gene: FAS
Product: Fas cell surface death receptor
Exons: 11
Coding region: 364-1254 (296 amino acids)
Biological process (GO): immune response; regulation of stress-activated MAPK cascade; necroptotic signaling pathway
Cellular component (GO): membrane raft; external side of plasma membrane; CD95 death-inducing signaling complex
Molecular function (GO): protein binding; tumor necrosis factor receptor activity
Source: RefSeq, a predicted model, not a curated record
GGGUUCGGAAAUCUCACCUCACACCGGGAGCAGCAGGGUGGGGAGACUAGAAACAGCCCCGGGCAGUUUUCUAAGACCAAGAGAGUGGGGGGACUUGAAACAGAUGCAGGCUGUAAAACUGGAAUGGACCAAGAGAGAGGGGAGUCUGGAGGAGAAGUAGAGCUGGACUGACAGUGAUGGAAGAAUCUGUACCCGCAUACACACUCAGCUCUGCUGGGUUUAGGUUGUACAUAUCCAGCUUUUUUUUUUGCAGGUAAAGGAUCUUCACUGGUGGUGAGGGCUGCCUACAGUCAGGUGAUGGGGUGAGCUGACAGCUGGGAGAUCCUAAUACAAUGUAGUGUGGUGUUUCCAUAUUCCAGUUACAUGUUACACAAGCUGAGGAAGAGAGAAAUUGAGUGUCCAGGAGGUGAAUACUUUUCAGGAACUUACUGUUGUGAGUUCUGUAAGCCAGGAACAUAUGCAAAGAAUGACUGCACGGAAAAUCAUGGUAAACCAGUAUGCCAGACUUGUGAUGGAGAGCAUUACAUGGAUGCUGACAAUGGAAAUGGAAUGUGCCAUAAAUGUUCGCACUGUGACAAUCAGUUAGGUCAAGAAGAGCUGCGAGCCUGUACCGUACGCACAAAUACUGUAUGCAGAUGUAAAGAGAAACAUUUCUGUGCUGAAAAUCAAAGUGAAUCUGACGGCUGCAUGAAGUGUGAACAUUGCAAAGAGUGUCAGUACGGAGAUGCAGAACCAUGUUCAGCCACCAAAGACACAGUGUGCAAGCAACCAAGAAAUCACUACUACUUAAUAUUUUUAAGUGUGGCUCUGAUACCCUUUGGUAUUUUGCUCUAUGCACUGAAGCGAAACAAUGGCAAUACAGACAAAUCUAGACAGUCUGAAGAACAGCGUGAGAACAAUACAAACAAUUCUAGACGGCCUGAAGAACUGCCUUUCGUUUUUCCUAAAGAACUUGAAGAUAUUGACUUGAGUCGUCAUUUAGCAGACUUCUCUCAGAAAAUGGAUCAUAAAACCGUUGUUGAUGUCGUACGGAACAUGGAAUUAAAAGAAGCAACAGUUGAGGAAAUUAGACUUGAUCAUGCACAUAGUCAUAAUGAUCAAAAAAUUUAUCUGCUGAAAGCAUGGUAUGAAAGUUAUGGGAGGAAAGGGGCAUUUCAGCAGCUUAUCAGAACACUUCGAAACAUUGACAGGCGAGUAACGGCUGAAGAGCUAAUAAACAUCACUAGAAGCCACGGGGAUCAAAGUGAAGAUUAAUGGUCUGAAAUGCUUCCAUUAUACUGCUACGAGGAAGGCAAAGCUUGGCACAAAUAGCAGGAUUGUGUGCAUUAAAGGGGUACUCCCGCCAUAAUACAUGUUAUCCCCUAUUCAAAGGAUAGGGGAUAAGAUGGCAAUCUGUCAUUCAGCACCCACCUUUGUGAGCUCUCUGCAUCGCUGGAGGCUCCAAGUGUGCAGAGUGACUACCACAGGGCGGGAGUAUCGUGAUGUCACGACUCCACCCCGUGUGACAGAUUGCGGGGGUCCCCAGCAGCAGGACCCCCACUAUCGAACAUCUAAUCUAAGAUGUAUUAGGGCCAGAGUACCCCUUUCAUAGUGAAACAUUCGUAUACUAGCUCAAAGAAUUGGGCACAGAUUUACAUGUGAAUGUCUUAUGUCCAGGAUCUGUAUGUCCUAUGAUCUCUGUUUGUGCUAGCUCUAAUAUAUUUAGUUUGGACUGAAGGUUUCCAAUUUACAGUGUAAAGUCAUGAGAAUAAAUAUUAGAAAAUAUAAUACUUAGAGGGGUUAUCUAAAGAUCACUACCCCAAUGAUCUGAUGAUUCUGUAGGUCCGGCCUGUGGAACCUCCACCAAUCAGCUGUCCAGAUGGCAAUGCAGGAAAAGUGCAGUAUUAUAUGUCCUCCAUGUGAUACACGGAUGUGCAGGUCGUGCCAGGGUGGGAGCUGCUCUUCAUGGUGACAUUAUGCUUAUACACAGCAGCCAAUCUGAACAAGCAGAACUACCGUGUAAAUCAUGCAGGGGCACAAAGCAGCAGACCAAGCUACAGAUGAGAAAAUAAGUUGAUUCAGCCUACUUCAGUCUCCUGUUAAACAGUGCAGCUAGACUUUUAUUAUUAUUAUAGCAGUGCACUAAUGGAGCAGAGGGAGAAUACAGCAAAUACCAAAUAUUAAAUAGUUAAGAAAAUAGAUAGAAGAUAGGCAAAACUAAGAGACUUAUAACAUGAACACAUAUUGCAGCAUAAAACAUUUACUUGCAUCUCACCCAUGAUUAAAGAUUUCGUUCGAGAUUAUAGUUCAUUGGUGGAAAUUUCUAAAAUCCUGUACAGAGGAAAAGUUGACCAGUUGCCCAUAGGCCUUUUAAAAAAAUAAAUAAAAAGUAAUUAAAUCCACCCCUCUGAUGCCCACAUGCCUUAAUAUAGCAUAAAGACAAGUGUUGUUUCCUAUGGGGUGGGUAUGUAAAUUUUGAGAGUUUACAACAGGUAGUUGGUUGAGCUGGACCACAUGUCUGAUUCUACAGGGUCUCGCAUACAUAAUGUAUAUUGUCUGUUUUCUCUACUUGAAUUCACAUAGUGUCUUCUAUCCCCUUCUUUUUUUGUUGUUUUUACUUGGUCUGCACUCUGCCCCACCCCCGCAGCCCAACCCUAUAUAAAUGAGCAGGAAGUUGCUCAGGGCCCUUUCUUUUCUGGCCGCCUCCCAGUCUGACUGGGAGCAUAUGGUAAGUGAGCUCUUACACCUUGUUCACACUGGUGCAGUGCUGUGCAGCAUCCAUUGCUGCCAUGGCACCGUGUCUGUGGGGAGGCGGGGCCCUGAGACUGGUUUGAGUGUCAUUGGGGCUGCUCUGCCAGUAGGUUGUUCCCCCUUUGGGCACUGGUGUUGCGGCGGUGGUGGUCGACGCCCAGUACUACGCCAUUUUAUGCUAGGGAUGUUAGGGACCCACUCUAAAUAGGUGGCCUUGACAUGGCGAGUGGGCUUUGUACUUUUUGACCAAAAUGUAUACUAACAACCUGUUAGUUUGUGAAUUUCUACUGAGAAGCAAGUAGAUCAAAAUACAAAUUGUGGAUGUGCGACCAUGUCUGUUUUCUCUACUUGAAUUCACAUAAUGUAUAUUGUGUUUUUCAGUGAAAUUGUAUGUUUACAUUUGUAACAUUGUAUAAUGUGAAUUAAAUUAAAUGAAUUUAAAUGAUGUUCUAAGCACUGGAUAUCUCUACUCAUUGUGUGGAAUAUACUGUACCUGCUAUACAAGAGCAGCAAGCAGGGAUGAAUCACACUGGUGCAGAUAUAGCAGCCACCACAAGGUAUUGGUGAUUGAGGCCAAAGGUUCCUCUGCCAUAUGAGUAGACACAAAUAUUGUAAAUAGCAAAUCUGGUUGUGUGGCAGAAUUCGCACUGGGGACCAGAUGCAUCAUUUAUACCACUAGGAGUAUGGGACAAGCACUCCUCUGUGCUCACUCCUGUCUUACAGACUGCAUCAUGAAAAAAGAGGAGGGGUUACAGAGCAGUCUGAAGUGAUUGAAUGAAGAAACGCAUGGUGAGUGUGGGUAGGCUCAGUGCUUGCCUCAAACACACCCCUUCCUGAGCAGUGGAUGUCAGAAUGAGGGAGCAGCAGAAUGGAGGGAUUUGUGAUAAGUGAUUUCCCUCCCUUAUGUCAUGUGAACUAUUAGUGUUACAAGGUCUCAGGUGUGAUUGGGGAUCAGGUGUCUCAAAUUAGGUCUUAUUGCUCUCACACUUUCUAAUUCUUGUCACUGGAAGUUCAGCAUGGUACCUCAUGGCAAAGAACUCUGAGAAAAAUAAUUGUUGCUCUACAGAAAGAUGGCCUAGGUUAUAAGGAGAUUGCCAAAACUCUGGAACUGAGCUGCAGCAUAUUAGGCAAGACCAUACAGUGGUUUUAGACAGAUUCCAAGACAGAUUCCACUCAGAACUGGCCUCGCCAUGGUCGACCAAAGAAGUUGAGUGCACAUGCUCAGCGUCAUAUCCAGAGUUUUUUUUGGGAAAAUAGAUGUAUGGGUGCUGCCAGCAUUGCUGCAGAAGAUGAAGGGGUGGGGGUAAUCCUGUCAGUGCUCACACCAUAAACCGCACACUGCAUCAAAUUGGAAACAAAAUUAUCAUUCCUGAUUUUUCUGAAAAAAUAAAACUACUUAUUCUGAAAGAAAAAAAAAUAAUACUGGAACCAUGUCUGAUGAGACCAGGAUAAAUGUAUUUGGUUAAGAUAAUGUCAAGUAUGUGUGGUGGCAACCAGGUGAGGAGUACAAAGACAAGUGUGUCUGGCCUACAGUAAAGCAUUGCAGUGAGAGUGUCAUGGUCUGGGGCUGCAUGAGUGAAGUGUUAGG